Molecule: messenger RNA, 7238 nt
Organism: Esox lucius (northern pike)
Lineage: Eukaryota; Metazoa; Chordata; Actinopteri; Esociformes; Esocidae
Gene: ppp2r5d
Product: protein phosphatase 2, regulatory subunit B', delta
Exons: 18
Coding region: 184-1995 (603 amino acids)
Biological process (GO): signal transduction; protein dephosphorylation
Cellular component (GO): cytosol; protein phosphatase type 2A complex; nucleus
Molecular function (GO): protein phosphatase activator activity
Source: RefSeq, a predicted model, not a curated record
CUUAUGAGUAGAAUGUGCCGUCCGCCCAUAUAACAAUAGCAUUAUAGGUGGUCUAAGGACACGCAAGAGAAUGACCAUGCAAGAGUGGAAGGGCGCAGGGAGCUGAAGGUAAUCGAGUGGCUGCGAUCGAGUCCUGGGGAAGUCUGUCACGGAGUCACCGUGAAAAGCACUAACAGCCACAAAAUGCCGAAUAAAACUAAAAAGGAAAAGGAACCAACCAAAUCUGCGAAAAGCAGUACAAAGAAUAAUAAUGCCACCAGUGGGAAAGACACAGGAACUGAUAAUGCAGAUGAGGCGCAGCAGCAAACUGCCAGCAAACGUCCCAGCAACAGCACCCCGCCACCUACUCAGCUUAACAAAAUCAAGUACUCCGGCGGUCCCCAGAUCGUCAAGAAAGAGCGCCGCCAGAGUUCGUCGAGAUUCAAUCUCGCCAAGAACCGUGAGCUGCAGAAGCUUCCUGCGCUCAAAGAUGCGCCCCUUGUUGACCGGGAGGAGCUGUUCGUCCAAAAGCUGCGUCAGUGCUGUGUGCUGUUUGACUUUGUCACCGACCCCCUGAGUGACCUGAAGUACAAGGAAGUGAAGCGCGCUGGUCUCAAUGAGAUGGUGGAGUACAUCACGCAUAACCGCGACGUAGUCACCGAGUCCAUCUACCCCGAGGGUGUUAUGAUGUUUUCGAUCAACCUGUUCAGAACACUACCACCUUCCUCCAACCCCACCGGGGCUGAGUUUGACCCGGAGGAAGACGAGCCCACAUUGGAGGCCGCGUGGCCGCACCUACAGCUGGUAUACGAAUUCUUUUUACGAUUUCUGGAGUCCCCUGAUUUCCAGCCUAAUAUCGCAAAGAAAUACAUCGACCAAAAGUUUGUACUGUCUCUCCUAGAGUUGUUUGACAGUGAAGACCCCAGGGAACGGGACUUCCUGAAGACCAUCCUGCACAGGAUUUAUGGCAAGUUCCUGGGCCUCCGGGCCUACAUCCGCAGACAGAUCAACAACAUAUUCUUCAGGUUUAUAUAUGAAACAGAGCAUCACAAUGGAAUUGCCGAGCUCUUAGAAAUCUUAGGAAGCAUAAUCAACGGCUUUGCCUUGCCACUAAAAGAAGAGCACAAAAUGUUCCUGAUCCGAGUACUGCUGCCGCUCCACAAAGUGAAGUCACUCAGUGUCUACCACCCCCAGUUGGCGUAUUGUGUCGUGCAGUUCUUGGAAAAGGACAGCAGUCUAACUGAACCGGUGAUAAUGGGACUGUUGAAGUUCUGGCCUAAGACCCACAGCCCCAAGGAGGUGAUGUUCCUCAACGAGCUGGAGGAGAUCCUUGACGUCAUCGAGCCAUCUGAGUUCGUCAAGGUCAUGGAGCCUCUGUUCAGACAGCUGGCCAAGUGUGUGUCCAGCCCACAUUUCCAGGUGGCCGAGAGGGCGUUGUACUACUGGAACAAUGAGUACAUUAUGAGCCUGAUCAGUGACAAUGCAGUCAAGAUCCUCCCCAUCAUGUUCCCUGCCCUCUACAAGAACUCCAAAAGCCACUGGAACAAGACAAUCCAUGGGCUGAUCUACAACGCCCUGAAGCUGUUCAUGGAGAUGAACCAGAAGUUGUUUGAUGACUGUACACAGCAGUAUAAGGCAGAGAAGCAGAAGGAGAAGUAUAAGCUGAAGGAACGCGAGGAGGUCUGGCACAAAAUCGAGGAGCUGGCCAAGCAUAACCCUCAGAUUACAAACCUCCGACCGGGUCUCCACCCACAAGAAGAGUACAUGAUGUACAAUGAGAGUCCAGGAGGGGUGCCCUUGUAUUCCAUGGAGACGGAGACGCCCACAGCCGAGGACAUUCAGCUGCUAAAGAAGACUGUCGAAGCGGAGGCUACACAGGGGAUGAAGGACAUCAAGAAAGACAAGGUGUUGAUGCGGCGGAAGUCGGAGCUGCCACAGGAUGUGUACACUAUAAAAGCCCUGGAGCAGCACAAGAGAGCGGAAGAGUACCUGACGGCCAACGAGGAGGCCCUCUGACCAGGGAGCGGCGGCACGCUCGGCUCCCGACCCCUCCCCACUUCUCAUCCAAACAAUCGCCUGCCGUAACCUUGAUCAUCCCCUCUUCUACAUGUCCCCCUUGACCCCUCCAUCUCUGCCGGAGAGCCCUGUCUACCGAAAACCAGGACCAUCACGCAUACUCUCCUAUACGCACACAGGAACGUAGAAAUAUAGAAACACACUCACACACCUGUUGUCUUUCCAUUUUGCACAAAACUACUCACACAGACUUGACCACAGUGGGCCGCCGGUCAUUAGGCAGCACAAGGACAAUAACGACAUGACAGUAUUAAGUGUAAGCGUCAACCGUCGGUGAAGCAUGUUUCUUUGUUUUGUUUCAGUGUCCUUUUGGACCGGUUCUGGUUGUCCUCAUGUCCCUUCAUCCCACUGAGAUCUGCUGCGCCAAAAGGCCAGAUAGCACGCUGACUCGGCCGGGUAAAGCCCAAGUAAAACAAGACUAUUUUGGUUUACCGACAGAGAGCGCUAGUGUGACCGGUCCUCCUGCUAGCUUGGAGGGGUCGUGGGUACGGCGGAUAGACGUGCUUUUGUCUUGCUGGAAGUCCAGUUGAAGUAGUAGUUCUGCUCUUCAAAAACAGCCAUCUGUCAGGUCAGGCCCAUAGAACGUAGAAACGGCUAGCUGCUUAGAAACAGCAUGCCCAUAGAGCGUAGUGCAUUUCGGAAAUACCAAGUCUUGGACAAAACUCUGGCAGGGCAAUGACAACAAGAACACUACAAAUCGAGAUUGCUGCCUUUAUCUGAAUUUAAUGAUUUGCUGGAUGUCAGUCUCCUCCAUUAAAUGUUUUUUUUUUUUUGCUGGUUUCAUGCUGUAGUUUUAUCUACAUAAUGCCACCUCUUUGCGUCCUUUAAGUCAUCGCCUUACAGCAUCUUUUGAACAACAUCCUCCCUGUUGGUUAGUAAUGUGCUAAUAGCAGGAUUGUGACCUUAGAUUAUUGGCGGACGUCAGAAUCAAUGAAAACAAUCACUUAGUUUUAGACUUAGCUGCUCACACUGUGUACAAGUUGGUUUUACUCCAUUUUUAAGAUCUGUGUUUUGUAGUUUACAAAACUGAUACAACUUAGUUUUUCCCCCCUUGAUGGCCGGUCCAUUAAAGUACUUAAGAUACAAAACAAGGAUAUAUUAGCUAUUGUCCAAAUGUCCUUACAAGAGAAUGAAUUGUGAACAAAUGUCUGAACAUGUAAUAGAGCAUCUGUUAGGAAAAUAAUUCAUUCUGUCAAAAAGGCUGCAUGUACACAGGCUAAUUUUGAUAUUUUUCCACUUGUCUUCUGACCAAUCAUAUCAGCUCUUGCCAAUUAUAUCUGAUGUGAUUGGUUAAAAGACCAAUGUGUGGAAGAUCUCAGGCUUGAAUUGUCUAUACUCUUUUUUGGAGUAUUAAGGUUUUUUUCCCUAAUUGCUUAUACCUCAAAAGUAUAUAGAAUUACUAUUAUUCCCCACAAACUUUGCUUUUGUGACCAGGACAGUGAUAUUUGGAAAUGUACCUAUUUUCCAGCAUAUUCAAGAUAGACAGGGCUUCCUGGGCAAUCACAAGGCCAAAAACUAAGUGGGCUGUAGGAUGUCCCUCAAAGUCCAUAUCCUUGAUGCUCAUCUUCAUAAAUUCAAGAAGAACAUGGUAGCGUACUCAGAGGAGCAAGGCGAGCACCUCCACAAGGAUAUACUGGAUUUUGAAUGCCGCUGCCAAGGACAGUAUAACGAGAACAUGAUGGGAGACUACAUUUGGGGGCUGAUUCGUAAAAGUGAUUUACAGUAUAAUCGUAAAUCUCGAAAAACUAUUCCUAAAUCUUUUGUAGUAAUUUUUGUAUGACUUUAGUUUAAAUACAUGUUAAUUUGAAUUCAUAUGUUAUUAUUUUCUGACUAUGUGAACAAAAAGACCCCAAUUUGCCUAUUUUCUCAUUGGAAAUAUGUGAUUUUCAAAAAAUCACUGUCCUGGUCACAAAAGCACGUUUGUGGGGAAUAAUAGCCAUUUUCUAUACUUUUUAGGCAUAAGCAAUUACAAAAUAACACUUACUACCCAGGAACAAAAAUGGUGUUACAUAAUGUUAUCCUAAAGAUGUUGGUUAUUAGGAAAGACAGACAUAACCUGAUUCACUAUCCGUCCAUUCUUUUUUGCUUGUUAAAGAUUGUAUUCUCACUCUCCUGUCUACACUCUGGAAGUCAUGUUGGUUGGACAAGUUAUCCAUUCCUUCCUUACUCAUGGUUGUGUUCAUUAGUGUUUCUGCCCCUGUGGCUAACAUCAACUUUGCGUCUACAGUUAUAACUCUGUAGCAUCUUCUGGCCUUUCUUUCUUACCUGUUAGACUUGCUGAUGAAAUUGCUCCUCUGCAAAGGUGGCAACAUUGCAGAAAGGAAAGGGUUAUUUCACUGUAAGUGUAGGGAAUCUCUACAAAAUAUCGUAUUCCCUUUUCUUGUCUGGCUUUAAGUAGGUCUCUGUACUAGAUUGUGCUCUACAGUUUCUUUCAACCGCCUAAGCAAUAUUUUUAACAAUUAAGAAACAAAUGCACUUAAAGUGUAUGGAAGUGCGCAAAACAAUCCUCCGUUUAGGACUAUCUACAGAUGAAAAAAGAGACUUGCUUCAUUCAGGCCCAUUAUAUAAGAUAAAGGAAAGCCUGUGGUUACUGUUGCAAAUAUUUGUGUACUGUAUGAUAUUGUACUGUAUAUUGCUUAGGGUUUCACCCCCUUGUCUUGUAGGUUUAUCAGACUAAUCACUUCAAACAUCUCUGAGAACGCCUCCUUUGGUUUUAUUUCCCCACUUGCUUCACAAAGUCAUAAUUUCUUUGUCGUAUGGUCUCGUCUACUGAGCUUUCAAUCACUCGAACAGCAGGGAUUAACUCACUUCUCCUAGGCUGCUGGGCAAAAUGACUGGUCAUCUCAUCCAUGCUGGUUAAAUGGGUGUCAGCCAUAGGGUCUUUCUAUGAACACCAUGUUACAGUUAAGCUGUUUGGAGCUGCUUACAGGUGUGUUCUAGAGUAUUGGCACCCUUGCACUUUCUUCAGAUGACUCAUACUGUUGCUAAAAAAAGUUGAAAUUGAUCAAAGUUGUUGAUCAACAUUGUUAUAGUUGUUGACCACAAUAUUUCAUGUCACUGUUAAUAUAUAACUGUAGGUUUUGAUUCAAACCCUAAUUCCCCUUUAAAUAUGAAAACAGAUGGCAUUCACAAAAUUGACACCCUAGACUCAAUAUUUUAUAGGACAGCCUUUGGCCAAAAUAAGUGGUUCCUAUAACUAUGGAUGUGUUUCCUGCACCUCUGUACUGGCAGUGUGUACCCCUUGUCUUGUGCAUAUUUGAAGGGUGCCUCCCAACUGCUGUUUUCAGAUCUUUCCACAGGUUUUCAAUAGACUUUAGAUUGAGACUCAUUGCUGGCCAUUUCGGAAAAGUCCAGCAUUUUCUCUCAAACCAUUCCUGGCUGCUUUUGAAAGUUUGACAUGGUGUUGCUGAAACACCCUUGACAUUUGACGGAGACCCAGCUUUCUGACACUGGGUUUGACAGUGCGUUCAGAAGUUCCUUGGUAUUCUCCUGAUGCCAGGCACAUGUUCCAGGCACCUAGAGCAAGAGGCAGCAAAGAAACUCCAAAACAUAAUUGAACCUCCAUGUCUGACUGUAGGGAAGGUGUUUUUUAAAAGCUUAAUUUCGUUUUCUGUAAACAUAAAGAGAGGGUGUGCUUUACCAAAAAGCUUGAAUUUGGUCUCAUCUGUCCACAGAUGGUCCCAGAAGGGUCAUGUUCAGGUGGGUUUUGUUAAACUACAUUCAAGCUUUUUCAUGUUUUUCUCUCAUUAGCGGGUCUGCUAUCAUACAACUGUGUUUUACCAAGUCAAUGAAGGAAAGUGAGAGUUGAAAAUAUUCUUUCUUGUGUCGUAAGGUCAGCGUGGCUCUGUGAGGCAGUUGAUCAAGGUGUUUUCUUAACAUCCUUUGCUGUGAUCGCGUCCAGGGAUGUUAGCUACAGUGGCUUGGGCCUUAUACUUCUUGGUAACAGGAACAUCAAGUUCUCUGCAGAUUGUCUGUGCUUGGCUACAAUCUAGUGCUGACCUCCUCAGACAAUUCUCUGUUUUUUUUACUCCAUGCUCAUUGUGAUACAAGGUGACAUAAAGCAUGAGAAUAAGUUAUUUUCUCUAUUCAAAUUAGUUGAAGUGAUUUUCCUAUUUCAGGCACUUGCAACUCACCACAGGUGCGUUUAAUUCCAAAUUCCCCAAGAGGAGAAUCAUCUGUUUGAAAUCAAAUGGUUUCCAAGUACUUCUAGCGGUGCCAAUAAUAUUGUCUGGGCCGUUAUAGGAUUUAUUUCUGGAAUAAGAAAAGGUUGAAUAAAUUAUCAAUUUCUGGGGGUUGGGUUCCACUGUAAACCAAAGCAAUACAAAUGUGGAUACUAAAAGAGUCAAGAAUUUCAACAGUUUUCUAGAAGAAAUGGUAUAUUAUUGGAGUAAAGUGCAAGGGGGUCAAUACUUUUGACCACAAUUGUAUAUAAUCAGAGUUGGAACCCUAACUGUAAAUCUGUUUAUCCCGUAAACAUAGAAAUACUUAUCUUAUGCAAGUACUGUGCUCAGUAAUCAUAGUAGCGAUUAUCUCUACAUUGGCCCUCAAUGGAAUCAAAAUCUCAUCCGCUGAGAUUGGAUUGGGCAUGUCUCAUCCUCUUGGGGUAUUCACAUGUUGCCCUAUGAGGUCUAAAACCUUAGUUUUAUUUUCAACCUGAGUUUGCACACACCUCGUGUCCCAGGUCUAAGUCAGUCCCUGAUUAGAGGGUAACAACAAACAAAGCAUUGAAACUGGCGAUGCGAUUCAGUGAAGUCUGAAUACGUUACAAUGAAUAAGUCAUAAGAAUGAAUGUAAUACUAUUCUCUCACUUGACUAAAACAAAUGCAUUCCAAAAGGUAACGGUUAAGACGUUCCAGACUCCGCCAGAGGGAGUGUCAUACCGGGUCACUACACACCAUGUUUGUGGAGUGAUGACAUGGUUCUGUCCUGAGGUUUGUCCAGCAGCCACACACACACCAACUGAAGAGGACAUUUUGAAACAAAGGCUCUCCAGUCCCCCCCACCCACCCCUCCCUCCCUCCUCUGCCCCUGCCCAGUUCUGACAAUAAUCUUAAGCUGCUUUCCAGGUCAUAAUGUACAUAUGUUGUACUUUAAUUAGGUAGAGCAUUACAUAGUAUUAAAGUCAUAUUUUGUACAGAUGUUCAUGUAUGUACAGAACAAAAUAAAGUCAAAAAUAAAGUGGA